AUGGCUUCUCCUGAUCAACCGAAUCAGCACCCUGACGAGGGUUCAGAUCAUAAUGCUGACGUUUCGUCCCAGGCACAGCAAUACCUCCAAAUUCCUCCUUCAAAACCGAAACGCGGGAACAGCUCGAAAAGCAAUAACACAGCUACCUCUCGCGUUCCUAGUUCUUCGGAUACCGCCAGACCCUCUUCCAGCCGUGAUGAUUCUAGUAUGUAUGAAAGUUCUGAUGAUGAUAAAAAAGAUGACCCUCCGCCAGAUUACACUAGCAAUCCCUCCGUCCGUUCCCAGAAUAAUCCGUCCGACGAUGAACAUUCUUCUAGUACUUCCGAGGUCUCCAUGAGUCAGUUGUUACAUAGUGAGUAUGAAGAAGCUCCAUUUGCUUUUCCUAUACCUUUGUUACAAAAAUUCGUAGAUCCAAAAAGCACAGCCCCUUUGCAUGCUGUUCACGGUCUUCCUGGUUUGUUUAAGGGGUUUCGAGUUGAUCCUCACAAUGGUGUAUCUACUUCUGAAAUACACUAUUCCGAUAAGCUUUCCAUGCGAGAUGUCUUGGAUGAUAAUUUGGAUCCUAUGAUGGAUCUCCACCUCGAAAAUACAAGCUCUGCCGAAAACCAUGAAUCCUCUGAAUUGCCAGAUAACUGUGAUCGUAUUCAAUACUAUGGUGCUAAUAAAUUACCAGAACAGGGUUCUAAAGGAUUAAUUCGCUUAAUGUUGGAAGCCUUCAAAGAUAAAGUCUUAAUUUUACUUUCUAUUGCCGCCGUCAUCUCGUUAGCUCUUGGCUUAUAUCAGACAUUUGGUCAACCCCCGAGCGUCGAUCCUAUCACCGGAAAGCCAGAACCACGAGUCGAAUGGGUUGAAGGUGUAGCGAUUAUAGUUGCUAUUCUUAUUGUUGUUACUGUUGGUGGUGUCAAUGAUUGGCAAAAAGAAUUGCAAUUUAAGAAACUCAAUGCAAAAGUAGCGAACUUUGAUGUUCAGGUACUAAGAGAUGGUUCUGUUCAAUCAAUAUCUGUCUUCAAAGUAUUAGCCGGAGAUAUUCUUUUUGUUGAAGCGGGUAAUGUGGUUCCUGUUGAUGGCGUAUUAAUUGAGUCGAACAAUUUGGUUCUUGAUGAAUCUGCUAUGACGGGUGAAACAGACGCUACAAAAAAGGUAGAUGCAAAUGUGGCUUUAUCCCGAACAAACCCUGAUACUGAUUAUGAUAAAAAAGCAGACCCGUAUCUUAUUUCAGGAACUACAGUCUUGGAAGGAAACGGCAAACUGUUCGUUACUACUGUCGGUGUCAAUUCUUUUAAUGGCCGUACCAGUAUGGCUAUGCGUACGGAGGGACAGGUGACACCUUUACAGCUUCGCCUUUCCCGAGUUGCUGAUGCAAUUGCCAAACUUGGCGGUGCUGCUUCUCUCUUGUUGUUUGUGAUUCUUCUGAUUGAAUUUUUGGCUCAUAUUAAGCAAAAUUCGAACUCAUCGAAAACUAAAGGACAAGAAUUUUUGCAGAUACUUAUUGUUUCAGUUACCCUUUUGGUUGUUGCUGUACCAGAAGGUCUUCCUUUGGCUGUCACCCUUGCAUUGGCAUUCGCAACUAAUCGUAUGCAGCGUGAUAACAACUUGGUGCGUCAUUUACAGGCCUGUGAAACAAUGGGAACGGCUACUAAUAUUUGCUCCGACAAAACCGGAACACUGACUCAAAAUCGAAUGACAGUGGUUGCUGGUGGUUAUGGUACGGAUCUAGUAUUCUUCAACUCAAACGAAGCAAUACCAUCUGGCAUGGACAACAAUUCUGAUAAAUCCAAAUUUGAAGAGGCUGAAUCUAGUGCACAUGCUAUUAAAGGACUUUCUUCAGAAUUGAAAGAGGUCAUGUUGUAUAGUAUUGCUAUCAACUCCACUUGCCGACAAAUACUUGAUCACGAUUCGGAAAAGCCUGAAUUUAUUGGGUCGAAAACAGAAACAGCGCUAUUGGAUAUGGCGGUAAAUGAUUUUGAGCUUAAGGAUGUUGAUAAAAUGCGCAAUAGAACUGAAAUCGUUCAGUUUUUUUCAUUUUCUUCAGAUCGAAAGGCUUCUGGUGUUAUUUAUAAGCACGAGGAUGAAUAUUAUUUUGUCGUCAAAGGUAUGCCUGAAAAAGUAUUACAGCAGUCCUCAAAGGUGAUUAGCGGAACUUCGCUUGACGAGGUUCAAGAAUUGGAGCCUAAAAGAGACUAUUUUAAUCAAAUGAUUACAGGGUAUGCUAAAAGAUCGCUGCGUACUUUGGGUUUUUGUUAUCGUAAAUUCUCUUCUUGGCCUCCUGAAGGAAUAAAAAUGAUGAACGAAGACAACCAUAAUCCAUUUAAUUGGGACGAUGUUUUUCAAGACAUGACUUUCUUGUCGUUCUUUGGUAUCAUGGAUCCCCUCCGUCCUGAUAUUCCCGUCGCUGUCAAAGUAUGCCAAGGUGCUGGUGUAGUGAUUCGAAUGGUUACCGGUGACAAUAUUGUCACGGCAAAAUCCAUUGCUAGUCAAUGUGGUAUCAUUACUGAAGAUGGUAUCACAAUGGAAGGUCCUGAAUUCAGAUCUCUUUCAGAAGAACGCCGAUUAGAGAUAUUACCUAAAUUGGAUGUUCUAGCUCGUUCGUCUCCUCUCGAUAAACAGCUACUUAUUGAAGGUCUUCAAAAACUAGGCAACGUUGUGGCAGUAACUGGUGAUGGUACAAAUGAUGCACCAGCCUUAAAGAAGGCAAAUGUUGGAUUUUCGAUGGGCCGAUCUGGGACUGAGGUAGCCAAGGAAGCUUCUGAUAUUAUUUUGAUGGACGAUAACUUUUCGUCCAUUGUUAAAGCCAUUGCAUGGGGUCGUACUGUAAACGAUGCGGUUAAAAAGUUCUUGCAGUUCCAAAUCACGGUGAAUAUCACUGCGGUUUUUCUUACUAUUAUAUCUGCUGUUGCUGCUUCGGAUCAGACUUCCGUGCUUACUGCUGUUCAGCUUUUAUGGGUUAAUUUAAUUAUGGAUACCUUGGCGGCUUUAGCACUAGCCACUGAUCCUCCAAUGCCAGAGGUUUUGAAUAGAUCACCUGAAGACCCCAAAGCAUCUCUGUUUAGUUUUAAUAUGUGGAAAAUGAUUAUUGGUCAAUCGAUAUACCAACUGGCAGUUACUUUGGUGUUGCACUUUGCUGGUAACCAAUUAUUCCACUACUCCGAUCGAAGUAAUGAUAUGAAAACAAUCGUGUUUAAUACCUUCGUAUGGCUUCAACUAUUUAAUGAAUUGAACAACAGAAGACUUGAUAACAAGCUCAACAUAUUUGAACGAAUUACCCAUAACUAUCUUUUCGUUGGCAUCUUUUUGGUUGUUGCAGGCAUUCAGGUAGUUAUCAUUUUUUUCGGAGGAGCUGCUUUUUCUGUCACGAGAAUUGAUGGUAAAGGUUGGGCGAUUUCUAUUAUUUUUGGCGUUAUCGCUAUUCCGCUUGGUGCUUUAAUUCGAUGCAUACCGAAUGCCUUUUUAAGGAAAGUACUUCCUCUUAAGUUAAUUGAAAAAGUGCUCUCUUGGGUCAUGCAUCCAAGAUUUCGUGCAAGGGGUACUCAUGAUAAUGAUGAUUUGGAAACGAACAGGCUUAUUCCAUUUGAGCCAUCUUCACCGAAUGAAGUCAUUGAUUCAAUUCGAGAUUCUCUUUCUUUCGUGCAAAAAAUUCGUGGGGGCCGUAUAAGGAAUUUGCUGGGCUCUAAGUUUGACAAGCAAAUGAAUGCCCUUCCAGAAAGAGUUCGUCCACGGGUGAAGAGAAGAUUUUUAGAAAUGCGUAGUCCGUCUGCGGCUUCCAAUACGAGCGUUGCUCUCAUGGUUCCGAUUUCGACAUUGUUCAGCGAAGCCAGUGGUAGGCUGGGUGGUCAGGAUAUUUGGACUAACAAUGAACAGCAGAAUUAUGGCAAAACAGCAAAAUAA
Schizosaccharomyces osmophilus is the source of this 3885-nucleotide messenger RNA. It is a transcript of the gene pmc1, whose product is annotated as calcium transporting P-type ATPase P2 type, Pmc1. The record is from RefSeq and is a predicted model, not a curated record. The transcript has a single exon. Gene Ontology annotation, biological process: intracellular calcium ion homeostasis; calcium ion transmembrane transport. Gene Ontology annotation, molecular function: P-type calcium transporter activity; ATP hydrolysis activity; ATP binding. Gene Ontology annotation, cellular component: intracellular membrane-bounded organelle; membrane. The coding region runs from base 1 to 3885 and encodes 1294 amino acids. Lineage: Eukaryota; Fungi; Ascomycota; Schizosaccharomycetes; Schizosaccharomycetales; Schizosaccharomycetaceae.